AUGCGUCAAGGGGUGCGGUUUUAUCGGCUCGGCGUCCAACAUGAACCGCUGCUCCAAGUGCUACGGGAAAAUACGGGCCCUUGGGGAACAUUCGGCAUCUGGCAAAACCGCGAUGGGAAGACCCUCAGCUUCCCAUCAAUGAAACCCAUGUCAAAAGCUGACCCAAUUGCUGCCAAGAUCAAAUCUACAGCGACGGUGGUCGAACAGGUUAUUGCUCGGGAGAAAUCAGCAGCGGCAGUGGCGAGUCAUCGUCAUCGGCAAAGGCGGUUGCGGUGGCUGCAGAGGUGGUCAAGGCAGCAAACAUGUGCUUGA
This is a messenger RNA of Linum tenue, 312 nucleotides long. The record is from the annotation of a GenBank genome assembly. Lineage: Eukaryota; Viridiplantae; Streptophyta; Magnoliopsida; Malpighiales; Linaceae.